This is a messenger RNA of Salvia miltiorrhiza (redroot sage), 690 nucleotides long. RefSeq lists its product as uncharacterized. The transcript is spliced from 3 exons. The coding region runs from base 1 to 474 and encodes 157 amino acids. NCBI's taxonomy places the organism in Eukaryota, Viridiplantae, Streptophyta, Magnoliopsida, Lamiales, Lamiaceae. The record is from RefSeq and is a predicted model, not a curated record.
AUGCCACAAGUUACCUCCCAUUGGUGGCAACAAGAACCAUCAUUACUUGGCAUUGGAACUACCAAAUUGCAUGCCACAAGUUACCUCCCAUUGGUGGCAGCCACCCCCACCCUAUCCUACCCCAAAUUUUCGUGCAUAGCCUCCCCAAAAACAAGAGUGGCUACAAACUUCUCCCAUUCCAUCCAUUUUCACUCCAAGAAAGUGCUCUCACUCUCUUCUUCCCUCUCCAUUUUCGUCCCUCCACAUCUCCCCCACUCCCAAGACUCUUCUCCCACCACUAUCACACUCCAUAGAAGCCCUUUAAGCCCCAAGAGAAGUAUCAAAGCAAGGGAGAGCGUGGGAAACCUAGGGCGUAAAGUUGGGGUGAAGAUUGUGCUUCGAGGGAAUUGGUUCACAGGACGGUACCACCGCUUAAGAUCACCUCUCUUCCACACCGAGGAUCAGGUUGAGCAGUGGCUGAUGGAAAUGAAGUGAAGAGCGGAGCUUUUGUCAUAGGUUAAAUGAAUGAACUCUUGGAUACAUGUCUUCAUACAUGUAAUCAGAUUAUGUUAUUCCGCUGCGUACUCUUAGGUUUUAUGUUCUUUCAGUUAAGCCGGUUUAUCUGAACCUACAAGUCUGUCGAGUCUUGUGACUAAACAUCAGGUGUAUUAUAAAUUUUCCCUUCUUUAAACAAAUUUUAGUUCCAUCUUC